Messenger RNA from Larimichthys crocea (large yellow croaker), 1077 nucleotides. RefSeq lists its product as hypothetical. The transcript has 5 exons. The record is from RefSeq and is a predicted model, not a curated record. The coding region runs from base 290 to 904 and encodes 204 amino acids. Lineage: Eukaryota; Metazoa; Chordata; Actinopteri; Sciaenidae.
CAGACACGCGGACUUUAACGGCAGCGAACUGACGUUACUUUAACUUAAGUAACGACAUUUAAAAAGUGAACUGACGUUACUUUAACUUAAGUAACGACAUUUAAAAAGUGAACUGACAUUUGUCAGGAGGCUCACGUUAAUGUACCGCGCGAGGAGUGACGUCACUAAACAUUAGCACCGCGCGCACUUAGCCGAUUAGCAUCAGUUAGCCGAUUAGCGCACGUGGACUUCUCCAGGUGUCUGCGCCGUAAAGGCUCGGCUCGGUUUGUGUUCCAGCAGAGUGAGGCUGAUGGACUCAUCAGAACCGGGCUCGGUCUUCCUGAGAAGCACCUCAGCAGUUUCCCUCCACGAGCGGUUCUCUCAGGUGCUGGUGGACCAGCUGACCCGGUCCAGAAUGGUGACCUUUGACCCCUUCCAGUUGCAGCAGAGGAAGGCGUGCGACGUCCGGCCGGUCCUGCGGGUCAAGAAAGAGCCGCCAUCAUCGCCGCCCAGCCUGCAGACUCGCAGCUUGUCUGUGAGGAGGAGGAGGAGGAGGAGGAGGAGGAGGAGUGUGUGGGCUCGGCUCGGCUGGCAGAAGGUGACCCGGCGCCACUCGGCCUGCAGACCCAAAGGGUUCUGGAGCUUCAGGAACAAAUACAGGUGGAGCGCCAGGUCCACCUGCAGGAGACGAACGCCGCUCACCCUGCACCUGCAGGGGGGCGGGGCCUCUGCCUCCAGGUGGUCUGACAGAGACGUCCCAACCAGGAAGCAGCUGGAUGCACAGCUGGACCGGUACAUGUCCACGUCCAAGAGGCGGCUGGACCAGCAGCUGGACGACUACAUGUCCAUGUCCAGGAGCCGGCUGGACGCCGAGCUGGACGAGUACAUGUCGAUGGCCGGACAGACACACCUGGACUGGGACUGAGGGGGAGGGGCUGGGGGUGGGGCUCUGACAGUAGUUUAGUCUCAGGUGAGUUUGUUUGGUUUGUUGUUUUUUGUUGAGGCGCCCUGAAGGGGCCACGUGUACUUCACUGACCUCUGUGUGUUGACCUGAGGCUCCGCCUUUGUUCUGUUUUAAUAAAUGUUACCUGCUGAGUC